Molecule: messenger RNA, 1161 nt
Organism: Panicum hallii
Lineage: Eukaryota; Viridiplantae; Streptophyta; Magnoliopsida; Poales; Poaceae
Exons: 1
Coding region: 1-1161 (386 amino acids)
Molecular function (GO): protein binding
Source: RefSeq, a predicted model, not a curated record
AUGGCUGCUCCACAAUCUUCAUCUUGGUCAGACCUCCGGCCAGAACUUCUGGGCCUCGUCCUCAAGCGAGUCCCCUCCCUUGCUGAUCGUGUUCGGGUGCGAGCAGUGUGCCGGUCAUGGCGCAACAAUGCUCAGCUGCACCUCCUGCCCCCACCGCUUCCAUGGCUGUCCCUCCUUGAUGGUACAUUCCUCAGCUUCCCGGGUGGUGAAGUUCACCGCAUGCCAGUACCAGGUGAUGCUCGUUGCCAUGGAUCCUUCGACAACUGGCUCUUCCUCGUGCACAGUGAUGGCGGGUGCUCGUUGAUGAACCCUUUCUCCAAGACUAUGCUGCAGCUUCCUAAGCUAGCCACUAUCUGGCCUCAUGAAAUGGGGAACCCUGCAGAGCAACCAGUGUUCUUGAAGUUUGUUGGGCCAUCAUCCCUGGAUGCGUCGCCGGAUUCCCUACUAGCUGCAAUGAUCGUAGACGGCUCUCGCCGCAGCGGGAUCUGCAUCUGCCAGCCCCCGGGUGCCACUGACAAACUGAGGAAGAACAACUGUGACCACAUCUACGACGUUGCCUUCUUCGAUGUGAAGCUGUAUGCCCUCAUUUCCGGGAAGCUCAUCGUCCUUGAGAUUGUUCAGAAGCACAGAUGUCAGCCAAAGAUCUCAUCCAUCAGAUGCAUAUCUGACAACAUCUGCAACCUAACCAUUGCUGAUCCAUAUGAUGGGAGGUACUUCUGCCCCUCUUGGGAAUACCUAGUUGAGUCUGCCGGUAGGCUGCUGCUCGUGGUCCGGAGGGUUGGUGUCCUGCUCCCCCUGCCGGAGCGCGACGCACUGCAGCACGGGCGCACUCUCUCGUUCGAGGUGUUCGAGGUCGACCUGACCAGCAACUCCUGUCGCCAAUGGAGGAGGCUCAGCUCCUUGGCAGGCCAGGCGCUCUUCAUCGGCGCCUACUCCAAGUCCGUCCCUGCAGCGGAAUGCGGUCUACCUCCGGAGGACUGCAUCUACUUCACGUGCGACUACGCCAGAACUUGCCGGGGUCCUCCUCCGGAUCCUCUCCGAGACUCCGGCGUGUUCGACAUGAGGACUCGUAUGGUCACGCCGCUGCUGCCGGAGACGACAGUGGUGCGGCGUGCUGCCCAGGGGUGUCCGACAUGGUUUUUCCCUUCCGGAGCUGUGUGA